Molecule: messenger RNA, 4829 nt
Organism: Ixodes scapularis (black-legged tick)
Lineage: Eukaryota; Metazoa; Arthropoda; Arachnida; Ixodida; Ixodidae
Gene: twin
Product: CCR4-NOT transcription complex subunit 6-like
Exons: 8
Coding region: 15-1949 (644 amino acids)
Biological process (GO): nuclear-transcribed mRNA poly(A) tail shortening
Cellular component (GO): nucleus; cytoplasm; CCR4-NOT complex
Molecular function (GO): poly(A)-specific ribonuclease activity; protein binding
Source: RefSeq, a predicted model, not a curated record
CCAGAGCCGGUCCAAUGGGGCGCCGCGGCGGAUCUCCUCUCUCGCCGAGCGAUCGGCGAGCGCUCGCCCGCGCGCGGCGUUCGCCCGGCGCGCCAGAAGCUGGCGAGCGGCCGAGCGCUGCAGCGCGAGCGGCUGCAUGUGUCGUCGUCGGUGGUGAGAGAGGCAUGCGCGUGUCCGUCGGGCCCGAGCGGCUCCUGGGCGCGUGCCUGAUCGCCAAGCCCCGGCGCGGCGCGUGGGCCGGGGUGCCGCUGAUCGCGCUGCCGCCGUCCCCUCCCACGUCGUCGGCGCAAGGCAUCGAGGAGCAGAUCGUGUCGCUCUCCCAGCUGGCCCUCCACGCGCAAGGCUCGCCGCUCGUGCUGGCUCCACGCGCGCGCAAGGCGACCCCGAGUGGUGCGACGUCGUCCGCGUGUUGCUGUGCCGCCGAGGAGUCGUCGUCGUCGUGCCAGCCGACGCCGCCGUCGACGCCGGACUCUGGCGGCAGCCAGGCGUCCGACGAGCCUGCCCCGCUGCCGCGCGUGCUCAAGCCCCGCAAGCGGCGCAAGCGGGAACGCGCGGCGUCCGCGCCCGGUCCGGGACUCGGGCUGGGACCCGGGCCGCCCAACGCGCCGUCGGCUCUGUGUGCCUGCGCCCUGUGCCGGGCCCCGGUGGGGGCGUCGUCCAGUGCACCGCCGACGUUCUCGCUAACGGGUUACCCGACGCCGCCGGUGUCGCCGCUCCAGGGACGCCUCGGACGCGACUGCUGGGACGACGCCGUCGCCGGCUACAAAUUCACUGCAUCUCAACCACCCCAGAGGCCCUGGGUACAAGUCGCCCACCCAACACGAUCGCACCCGUCGACCGUGUUCACUGUGAUGUGCUACAAUGUGUUGUGUGACAAGUAUGCUACGAGACAAGUGUAUGGUUACUGUCCCUCGUGGGCACUCAGCUGGGAAUACAGGAGGAAAGGGAUCAUGGACGAAAUCCGGCACUACUCGGCAGACAUCAUCUCACUCCAGGAAGUGGAAACAGAACAAUUCCAUGGAUUCUUUCUUCCGGAGCUGAAAAGGGACGGCUAUGAUGGUAUCUUCUCCCCAAAGUCUAGGGCCAAGACCAUGUCCGAGGGUGAUCGGAAACACGUCGACGGCUGCGCCAUUUUCUAUCGUACAAACAAGUUCAUCCUGCUAAAGGAGCAUCUGGUGGAGUUCAACCAACUGGCCAUGGCCAAUGCCGAAGGCUCGGACGACAUGCUCAACAGGGUCAUGACCAAGGACAACAUCGGCUUGGCUGCCCUAUUGCAGAUCAAGGACGGGGCACUCGACAACGCGAACCUGGAGGGCAAAGGCCUGCUGCAGCAGCAGGCUCCUUUGCUGGUGUGCACGGCCCACAUCCACUGGGACCCGGAGUACUGCGACGUGAAGCUCAUCCAGACCAUGAUGCUGAUGCGGGAGCUGCGCUCCAUCGUCGAGGAGGCCGUGCAGGUGCUCCGCUCGGCACCCCACCGCAGGGGCAACCCCGACACGGGCAGCGUGCCCCUGCUGCUCUGCGGAGACAUGAACUCCCUUCCGGACUCCGGCGUGAUCGAGUUUCUCAAGACGGGCCACGUGUCGGCAGACCACCCGGACUUCAAGGAGCUGGGCUACAAGGACUGCCUGCGCAAGAUGUGCAUUGAGUCGGACUCCUUUGUCGGAAGCACCUACACCCACCCGUUCAAGAUCAAAGAGGCGUACGCCGACGGAGUCAUGCCCUACACCAACUAUACGUUCGACUUCAAGGGCGUCAUCGACUACAUCUUCUUCUCGCGGCAACACCUUUCGGUGCUGGGGGUGCUGGGACCCCUGGACCAGCAGUGGCUGGAGGAGAACAAAGUGGUGGGCUGCCCGCACCCCCACGUGCCCUCCGACCACCUGCCCCUGCUCGCGCAGCUCGAGCUAGCCCUGCCGAGCAACGGCUUUGUGCAGCAGCGCAGGUAGCAGCCGGAGGAGGCCCCCUCGCCCACCUACACGGCCCCCUCAUCCUCAUUCGUCGUCUCGUGUCUUGCGACGCGGCCAGCACUCCGUCUUUAAGGGACAACCUACCCGGCGAAGACUGCGGCGACGUAGCCGGAAAAAGAGCGGCCGGAACGCCGGAGGCCUUUCCAAAAAGUUGUGUUUCUGUAAAUUUUUAGGACCCCUUUUAGUUUUUGUUUUUCCCUUCUUUCUUUCUUCCCACAUGCACAUACACGAGGCAAGUGGGUUCGAAGCGGUCUCGGCUCGAUCGAGCGUUCAAACCGAGGCAUGGAUUUGCGGUUGGCAAGUGCACCACCACCGUCGUCGCGCUCGGUGCAAGGAGUCAACGCCUCUUCGGACAGGGUUUCGGGGUCUGUGCGGAGAUUGGGGCAAAUGACAGAAGGACGGCAGCUUUUAUCCGAGAGAGUGUUCGUUGUUUGCCGUCUUAGGGCUGCCCAGGUACGGUGUGGUGUACGUACGCAUGAAACACCAAGAGGCCAGGCAUGAUGGCGGGACUGUUGAGCAGGCAGGCAGUGCCGAAACCUGCAACAGCUUUUCUCUUUUUUUUGCUUUCCUUUUUUUUUCUCUUUUUUAAGGAGGCCGCGGCUUUGGCGGUUUUCUAACCGAAUCACCCACAAUGAAUAAAUUAUUGAAAAACCGACAUUGUGAAAUAAAGAUUGUGCUUUCGCCCAUAUUGGGGUCUUUUAUAUCUCCCUACGGUUGCAAUCGUGCAAGGCAAUUGCCAUACAAAUUUUUCUGCUCGCACUUUACUAUGCGGUUUGUUGAAUCGUGCGGUUUGUUGAAUCGCCGGCAGCUGGUGUGAAACAAGGAAAUAGGAGAGCUGUUUUAAAACCUCCGAGACAGUCAUUUGGUGGGUGAAUUUCUUUCUUGGUGCAUUCCGAUUUUUGUCGCCAGCACUCUUCGAGUUUUUUUCCACAGUGGCGGGUGAAUACUGGGCAACAAGAUAUUGGUUGCAAUGUCCGCAGACCCCUAUGUCGUGUGUGAAAGCACUUGGACUGCCUAAGCCUAAGGGAACGGAGAGAGGUGCCACUCGGUUUUGUGUCACAACCUUCUCCCGGCUGCCUCUGUCUAGUGGCGUUCCUUUCUCCUAAAGGAGCGGACACUCGCUCCCCCCAACCGUCCAGCCCUUUUCUUCUUGUUUCGAGAAGCCCAGAGUAAAACAAUAAGCAAAGUCAAUCCUUGCUUGUCACAGGGUUGUUGAAUGACUGGAUGGCCCAAGGCUUUCAUCGGUCUCAAAAGCUGGCUCUUGCAGGUCUUGUCGAUGGCGUCUGCUAAGCCUUGUUGGCAGAAAUGCACCUGCGUGUGAAUGCCGUCUGCUCUUACACUAGAACUGCCAUCUCUUGGUUUGCAACUUUAUGCUACAAUCUCAAACUACAGUGCUCUAUCUUUUUUUUGUUUUUGUUUUUUUUCUUCCGCAUUUUGGAUUGGUUUUUGCUGAAAUUGCAUGGAAUGCCAAACUACUUUCCAAGCAUUGAUGCCUGGACCAUGUAAUGAGCGUUGGGGCUGGCGCAUCAAAUCACUCUGCUGCUGAUCAACGGGCUUCGUGCGAGCUUGCGAGAAAAAGCAAAGAUGAAAACUUUGGUCGACACGGUCUCGUUAUUCUUUGAUAAGCGGCGCAUUGCUUACGUCUUUAGGCUGGGUGCAGUGUUUUAUGGUUUUCGGGUGAUGGAGGAAAUUGGCAGCUGGUUGCUCCUUUUGUGAGGGCACACGAAAGCACGGGGUCAGAAAUGGGACCCUGCCAAGGUUUAGUCCUGUAGUCUAGAACUGAGACACCUGGGGAAACUUUGGUUACAUGUGUGGAGCUACACGAGAAAGAGAAUGUACAAAUGUCCAUGUUUAUGGUACGCUUUGUCAUGUCGAAAGAAUGCAUUCCACUCAUACUAGUAAAUCAUCGAAGCUUCUUGGAACACUAACCUGGGAACGCUGAAAGCGAUGCCUGUGUUGGCUUUGCUCUCCACGUUCACUGCGCUAUCAAAGUCGCAGCCCGGUUUUUUUUCACAGCCUUGUGGAGAAGGGGGGCCCAUAACAAACACGCAUUGCAAAACACAGUUGUCUUUUUGUACGUGGAUGUACCAGAACUUUUUUCUUUGUUUCUCCGGAUUAGGGAGGCAAUUUUUUCACUUUCUCCGCUUGUUCAUUAUGUUGCGUGUAGAGUCCAGAGCUAUUGAAGACCGGCACACAAAUGGAGGUAGAGAUCUAUCUGAAUCUGAAAAUAUUUUUUUUUCAUCGUUCUUUGCUUUGCUGCCGUGCUUCUUUUUGGGUUGCCUUUUUGUGCGAUUCAAUCGGGCACCACAUCAUCUGGUGUUCAGCUUCUCUCUUUGAAGAAUACGAGGUCAACAAACAUGUGGAUGGUUUCUUUUCCUUGCUGCUCUCACACUCCAUGCAGUGCUGUAGAUAUGUUGUUUUUUUUUUUGCUUGCGAGUAUUGUAGAUGAAGCAUGUUCUGUACAAUGUAUUAAUGUACAUAGAAACUUCAGAAAACAAAUAAGAAAUGGGAGACCGUCUCUUUGUAAAAAAAUAAACUUCAUCGUCAUGGUAUGCCCUUUUCUUUGUAGUUUAUUUUUAGUCUGCACAGUCAUUUGUAUCUUCCGUCUGUCGUCACUUGCAUUCAGUAUUGUAGGCUGCAUAUGUGCACGCGAGGAAAAAAGUUUGUGUGAAGUAUUUGCCCUGGCAACCCAAUGGCUGCAUUGGCAAAAGGUUGUUUUUAAAUCUCUUGCAGAAUUGUUUUUAACUAAAAGCAGCCUAGCUCUUGCCUUGUAAGUGUGUCAAAUUUCAAAGUUGUUCAUUGUGGGUGUUGUAGAUGAUUCUUCAAAUUGAAAUAAAACAUGGUCAAAGUGCUGGCGUC